AUGGCACAAGGACGCAAAAGGACCCAUCAGAUUCCACCCGUGUGGUUCCUGUCCCUUCUCCCAGCGGCUCUGGGCCUGCCAAGACUCACCAGCGAAUGCCCCGCCGGCUUCAAAGGAAGGUUGGACUCGCCAGGCUACACGCAGUGCGCCGUCCCGACCGACGACGCUUCGGGCCCGCACCCGUCGCAGUGGGCGCCCUGGACUCACAAGCCCCUCUGCGUCGAGGGCGCGGCGCCCAAGACCCAGCCGUCUGGCGGCAGCGACGACGGCCCCAGCGGAACGACGGCUCCUCCUCCCAGGACCAAGUUCUGCGUCUACACCAACGCGCACGCCGGCGACGGCGGCAUGAGCAUCAUCACCACGCCCGAGCACGCCGCGAGCAGCCUGCACCUGCUGGAGGACCCGAGCCUGCAUCUCCCCAGCAGCCGCAGCAGCAGCAGCAGCAGUAGGCUGCACAAUGCCAGCACCACCCCGGCGUACAAAGUCGUUGACGUGCCCGGCAAAGGCAAGGGCGUGCUCGCCACGCGGCGGAUCCGGCGCUUCGAGCCCUUCAUGCUAGAGCGGGCCGCCCUUGCGACCGACAACUUGUUCGCCAGCCUGGUGGAGCGGCACGCGGGAUACCGCCUACUGCGCGAGGCCGUGGGCCGACUGGCCGACCCGGACAGGGUGCUGUCGCUGGCCAGGAGCAGCCCGCACGCGGGGGAUGCGGUCGAGAAUGUUUUGAGGACGAAUUCGUUUGCGGGCGAGCUGGAUGGCGCGCCGCAUAUGGUCUUGUUUCCUUUGAUUGCUCGGAUGAACCAUGCCUGCAAGCCAAAGUACCCACGCACCACUAAAACUUUCUCAUACUCGCCAGACGCCGCUCUCGGGAUGGAGUUCCAACAACGCCAGACCCAGCUCCAAAACACAUGGGGGUUCAAGUGCACAUGCGCAGCCUGCACCGCCCCCGAGUCCUCCCGGGCAGUGUCGGACCAGCGCCGCAGGGACAUCAAAGCCAAGCGCCAAGAGCUGGUCGAUUCAAUCGACAAUGCAGACGCACCAGUCGCCGUCCGCCUCUCCCUGGAGAUCCUCGAUCUACUCGCGAGCGAGCAUCUCCCCUCGCUGUUCGCAGAGCAGUAUGAAAUCUUGGCGAGGAUAUUUCACAUGAUACGAUACAAGGACAAGGCGAUCAAGUAUGCCGAGAUGGCUUUGAAGGUCCUGGACAUCUAUGGUGCUUUGGAUGAGGACGAUGAGCACAAGGGUAUUGAAGCCCUGAUGGCGAGUUUCGACGAGCCCAGCCUUCCGGCCAUGGGGGAGAGACCAAAAUGAAGAAAGGGGAUAUGAGCGGAAAUUGGGUUAUGAACAAAAUGAUCGCCAUGAAUAAUAAUAUCCUCGGUAACCAUGGUCGUUUGCCGGGCCUUCUUGCCUUUCCCCGACAUCCGUUGGCUGCAUUGAC
Pyricularia oryzae 70-15 is the source of this 1432-nucleotide messenger RNA. RefSeq lists its product as uncharacterized. Gene Ontology annotation, molecular function: protein binding. The coding region runs from base 1 to 1305 and encodes 434 amino acids. The record is from RefSeq and is a predicted model, not a curated record. Lineage: Eukaryota; Fungi; Ascomycota; Sordariomycetes; Magnaporthales; Pyriculariaceae. The transcript is spliced from 3 exons.